Molecule: messenger RNA, 1327 nt
Organism: Physeter macrocephalus (sperm whale)
Lineage: Eukaryota; Metazoa; Chordata; Mammalia; Artiodactyla; Physeteridae
Product: keratin, type II cuticular Hb6-like
Exons: 5
Coding region: 84-758 (224 amino acids)
Biological process (GO): keratinization; intermediate filament organization
Cellular component (GO): keratin filament
Molecular function (GO): structural constituent of skin epidermis
Source: RefSeq, a predicted model, not a curated record
ACACGCCUCCUCCCCGCCCCCACCAUCUGCAGGAGAUCCAAGUUCUCCACUCCCACAUCUUGGACACCUCGGUCAUCGUCAAGAUGGACAACAGCCGGGACCUGAACAUGGACAGCAUUGUGGCCGAGAUCAAGGCGAACUAUGACGACAUUGUCGGCCGCAGCCGGGCCGAGGCUGAGAGCUGGUACAGCAGCAAGUGUGAGGAGAUCAAGGCCACGGUGAUCUGGCAUGGGGAGACCCUGCGCCGCACCAAGGAGGAGAUCAACGAGCUGAACCGCAUGAUCCAGAGGUUGACGGCCGAGGUCGAGAAUGCCAAGUGCCAGAACUCCAAACUGGAGGCUGCAGUGACCCAGGCGGAGCAGCAGGGCGAGGCCGCCCUUAAUGAUGCCCGCUGCAAACUGGCCGGGCUGGAGGAGGCCCUGCAGAAGGCCAAGCGGGACAUGGCCUGCCUGCUCAAGGAGUACCAGGAGGUGAUGAACUCCAAGCUGGGCCUGGACAUCGAGAUCGCCACCUACAGGCGCCUGCUGGAGGGCGAGGAGCACAGGCUGUGCGAGGGCGUCGGGGCUGUGAAUGUCUGCGUCAGCAGCUGCCGCGGUGGCGUCGUCUGUGGCGAUCUCUGCGCUUCCGGCGCUGCCCCUGCUGUCACCACCAGCGUCUGCAGCGCCCCCUGCAGCGGCAACGUGGUGGUGGGCACCGCCGACGUCUGCAGCCCCUGCUCCGGGCUGGGCUGCAGCAUCGUGGGCUCUAAGACGUGCUAGGGUCGCCCUCCACCCAGCCAGGAUCUCUCGCAACCGGAACGCCCCUUCCGUUGCCCCACGCACCGCCGGCUGCUGGCCUCCCGAGAACAACCUCCAGAUGUGCACCUUUUGCCCAUGCAGCUCCCUACCUGCUCCCUCAGUGUGCCAUCCCCCGGCAACUGAGCCCCAGUGAGGCUGGGGCGCACCUUGGCUUCUUUCUGUAGCCUUUCCUAGUAGUCGUGUUGUUGUUCUGAGGAUUCAUCCUUUCUUCCGCCUUCUGUUUUUUGCCGGAUUCAUUGGUUUUGCCUGAUCCCUUCACCUAAGCUUGGAGGAACAGGACAGGCCCCAGAACCUCCCCAUCUGCGCGUCCUGGGGAAUCUGCCAGUGUGCUUGUACCUAUGGAAUGGAGAUAAAGAACACUGAUGGUGGUUUUCCUGUAAUUCUGUGAGGGAUGUGACCCAUUGGAGGGGAGACCAUCACCUUCCAGGGAUGCCUGCAGAGGCUUCUAUAAAAGCCAGUGAGUCAACUGCCUGCAAGUUUGUUUGCCUUUAUUUCACUCUUUGUUUCCAAUAAAAGAAUUGUAGCUAAUC